AUGGACGAAGAAUUAACACAAAAACAGAAAAAAUACGAAGAUGAUCCGUUUGAUAGAAACUUAAAGAAUGAAAUGUUUGUCACAGAAUCAAAGAGACGAAUGAUUACAAACGAAGUAACAGUAGAGGAUAUUGUUCGCGAACGAAGUAUCAAUUUAUUCAAGAAUAAAUGUCGGAUUUUUCGUAUACCACCUGAUUUUCGAGAGUUUAUUAGCAAGCAGUAG
This is a messenger RNA of Ambispora gerdemannii, 222 nucleotides long. Lineage: Eukaryota; Fungi; Glomeromycota; Glomeromycetes; Archaeosporales; Ambisporaceae. The record is from the annotation of a GenBank genome assembly.